Molecule: messenger RNA, 2258 nt
Organism: Seriola aureovittata
Lineage: Eukaryota; Metazoa; Chordata; Actinopteri; Carangiformes; Carangidae
Product: proline-rich protein 18-like
Exons: 2
Coding region: 420-1226 (268 amino acids)
Source: RefSeq, a predicted model, not a curated record
UUUUGUCAACUGAUGGUAAUAUAUUCAAGGUCAAAAAUUAACCUCCAUGCUUAUGUUACAUUUGGUUUCCAUUGAUUUCACAGUUGGCACUAAAAAUAUUCCCUGCUUACUUUAUUUCCAGUCAUCAAUACAGCGCGGAUGAAGCCUGCAUGUGCGCCGGCACUGUGUGUAGUGUGUAGUGUGUAAACGUGCCCUCGCUGAUGACACCGGAGGAUUAGAGCUGAGGUUUUAUUUAGAUCUCUGAGCCUGGGAGUAAUGACCAUGUGAGAUGCAGCAAAACCCUACAUCCCCUUCCUCUGAGGUCACACGCCUUCUGAUGUGUGCCGUGCCGUGCCGUGCCGUGCCACACCCCUCCUGCUGCUCAGCGCUUCAGCCGCAAAACUGAACUCCUCUCCUACCUGAUCCUGUGUGUUGCCAAAAUGCCGUUCAUCCCACAAGUGUCGAUUGUACGCUCUGUGUCGGGACAGACGGGGAAGGAGAGCGGCUCAUCUACAGCUGCUGCGGCCAAGAUGAGGGUCCCAAAAGAGGACAAGGGCAACUCGGUGAAGGAGCGACUGACUUUGAACCUCAAACAGCUGGGGAAAAAGGGCCAACCCAGGAGCCAUCUGCCAACGCCCAAAGAGGUGUCAGGAGCGGAGCUGCACCUAAAGAGAAGGGACAGGUUGUUGCCCUCGUCGCUAACAGACAGCUUCCCUGCCUCCAGCUCGGAUGGGUCCUUGUCGAAGCCGCAGCAGCAGCAGCAGCAGCAGAGACACGCAGGCCGGGGCUCCGUGAGGAGUGAACCAGAGGUGGAGACGAGGACCAGGCAUCAGGAGGAGGCCCGUUUCACCCUGACACUCACACCCGAGGCCGUUCAGCUGCUCCGGCGCAGGAACAGCGAUUGGCGGCAACGCUCAGCAGCCAGAAACGCUGAAAGCGCAGCUGGAGUUUCAGGAAGCGCCGCAGAUUCAAGACGCCGGAGGGAAAACGUUUCUAAACGGCAUCAACCGGCAACUCAGAGGCACAACGCUUCAACCAGCAGAGCUGCGGACAUAAGCUCAAUUGUGAAAAUCUCACUUCUGAACGAGCAACACAAGUACGAUGAUGUGGAGUAUGAGGAAGAGGACUAUGGUGUGGAUGAGCGCGUGGUGCUGAAAUGUACCGAGUGGCUUCGUGGGCUGGAAAACACGCCAGUGGCAGCGGGGAACAGCCUGAGCAAGAGCGCCAGCAGUGUGCAAAGUUUCUAAAGAGGAAAUGAGCAGCUCUGCUUAAAGGAGUCCAGACCUGUGAAUGAACUGCAGUUUCUGUUUGUGUGUUGGCUUGUUUCUGGUUAGAUGUUCACUUGAUGAAAAAUAAUAGCCACAUUUUGCCUAAAGAUAAUUUUUAAACAAACUUAAGCAGUGCAGCUUUUUGGGUUAUUGUGCAAAACAUUCACAAUGUGCACAAAACACUGCAGGUGCAAGGAAACACUAAAAUGUUUUACAUGAAACCAAUAUUUAUUCUAUGUUGAUCUAUACUUUUUCAACAAGGUGAAAUGAGGCAUUGUUAGUGUUUCUAAAAUACUCCAUGCAAAACAGUGUAUCAUGAUCUGUAAUUCCCUUGUUAAUGUGUAUCCAAUACACAGCAGAUUCUCUCUAAAGAGACUACCACUUGGAAAGAACGCUGUUUCCUGUUUUGUUCAACGUCUCUUCAGAUAGAAACAUGGGUAAUCUUUCUAAAUCACAGCAUUCCCUACACACUUCACUUUUUAUGCUGCUGAUACAUACAUGUCAGUAAAACUCAUUUUACACACAGCCGAACUGACCGACUGGAUAUUCAUUACAAACUGAUUCUGAGCAGCCAAAUCACAGACUCGUUUAUUUCAAACUAUAGUGGAGAAAUAUGUCAGAAUUUAGGGAAAAUGAUGCAGAAGACAUGUAGAAUAUUUUUAAACACAGAGACACCAAGUGUAAACAUCAUAUGGCUUCAAUGAAGAGUUGGGACCAACAUGAUACAGCUUGUAUAUACAGCAUAUAUAUAUAUAUAUAUAUAUGGUAAUGAGACUGUACUUUUUAAAUGGAAACCAAGAGAGGAAAUCAGUUUUAAGGAGUUAGCUUAAGUACUUCUGUGUUCGGUGUGUAACAUUUUUCAUUGUUCUGAAAUCAGGUUUUUAAAGAAUCUGCAUUCAUAAUUUAUGAUAAUAUGUGUAUUUUCUCUGGAUAAUAUUUUUGUAAAAUUUGCAUAAAAAGGUUUAUUAAACUUAAAUAAUAUGACAGUUCCUUGACUGUUUCUGCAUGGUA